AUGCCGGUAUCCGUAGACGCCACGCCCCCGGUCCCGAUCCCGGCCCCGAUCCCGGCCCCGGCCCCGGCACCCACCGAAUCCUCGCUCCUCCUCGCCGCCCGGCAUCAGCAGCACCACCAUGCCUCCGCACCCUCCUCAUGCCCCGAGCACGGCCGUCAUCUCCAUGGCUCGGCUCAGGGCGGCGUGCCCCGCGACGGCGAUCCCCGCGACGGCGAUUCACCUCCCAUGGCCCGAAAGAUGCAUCUCUUCAUUCCCGCCACCGGAAUUGGUAUCUAUCUCGUCGCCAUCGACCAGCUCUUGACCGUGGCCACAUACGCCAAGAUAGGCAGCGAGCUCAAUGCCCUCAACAGCAUGAGCUGGAUCGCCACCUCGUUCUUCCUCACCCUCACCAGCUUCCAGCCUCUCUAUGGCAAGCUCAGUGACAUCUUUGGCCGCAAGGAAUGCCUCCUCUUUGCUUAUGCCGUCUUUGGCCUCGGCUGCCUCGGUUGUGGUCUGGCCCGGGACAUUGUCCAGUUGUGCAUCUCUCGCGCCGUCGCCGGCAUCGGCGGAGGCGGCAUCAACGCCGUCGUCUCCAUCCUGCUGUCGGACCUUGUGCCCCUGAGGGAGCGGGGCGUGUGGCAGGGCUACUUGAACAUCCUCUACGCCGCCGGGUCCUCGACCGGUGCGCCCCUGGGAGGCAUUCUCGCCGACUCCAUCGGCUGGCGAUGGUCCUUCCUCGCCCAGGUGCCCCUGUGUUGCAUGGGCUGGAUCGCCGUCUACUUCCUCCUCGAUGUCCCUCGCCCUGCACAAUCGCACUGGCUGUCCAAGGUGCGCCAAAUCGACUUCCUGGGCGCCUUCGUUCUCGUCGCCGCCGUCGUCGCCCUCCUUGCAGGCCUCGACUCUGGCCCCAACCUUGGCUGGUCCCAUCGCGCCACCGUCAUCUCCCUUUCCGCGGCGCCCGUCUUGUUCGGCCUGUUCGUCCUCGUCCAAGUAAAGGUUGCCACGCACCCCUUUGCUCCAAGCCAUGUCAUCUUCGGCCGCGGACUCUUUGCCUGCUACUUCGCCAAUUUCUUCGGCGCCGCAGGCAACUUUGCCGUGCUCUUCUUCUUGCCCCUGUCCAUGCAGGCCGGCGAGGGCUUCAGUGCUGCUGCCAGCGGCGCCCUGCUGGUGCCGGCCAUGAUCGCCGGCGUCUUGGCCUCCGUCGGUGGCGGCUGGGUCAUCAAGAGGACGGGCAAGUUCUAUGCCGUCUCGGUCCUCAGCUACGGCGUGCAAGCCUUCAGCAUACUCCCCCUCGCCUUGUCAGUGUGGUUCAAGGCCACGGCUGCCGAGGUUGUUGCUCUCAUGCUCACGGCUUCCGGGAGCGGUUCCGGCCUCACGACCACGCUCAUCGGCCUCCUCGCCAACGCCGCCACCCAAGACACCGCCGUCGUCGUCGCCUGCUCCUACCUCUUUAGAUCCCUUGGUUCCAGCGUCGGCAUUUCCGUUAGCUCUGCCGUCCUCCAGCAGGUGCUGCGAGCAGAACUCGCCACUCGUCUCCCCAACAGCGACGACGCCCGUCAGGUGGAAGGCAGAGUCCGCCAAAAUAUCGACUACAUCAAGAAGCUGCCGCCGCCCAUCGCCAACAUUGUUCGGAAAAGCUACCGCUUGGCUACGGCAGGGGCGCUCGUGCCAGCGCUGGCGUUUUCGGUCGUCGCCUUCUUGGCUACUUUUUGGGUAAGGACGAGGUCCUUGAAGUAUUGA
Molecule: messenger RNA, 1719 nt
Organism: Hirsutella rhossiliensis
Lineage: Eukaryota; Fungi; Ascomycota; Sordariomycetes; Hypocreales; Ophiocordycipitaceae
Product: major facilitator superfamily domain-containing protein
Exons: 5
Coding region: 1-1719 (572 amino acids)
Biological process (GO): basic amino acid transport; transmembrane transport
Cellular component (GO): fungal-type vacuole membrane
Molecular function (GO): basic amino acid transmembrane transporter activity
Source: RefSeq, a predicted model, not a curated record